Chaetomium fimeti is the source of this 1449-nucleotide messenger RNA. Its product is annotated as Alpha/Beta hydrolase protein. NCBI's taxonomy places the organism in Eukaryota, Fungi, Ascomycota, Sordariomycetes, Sordariales, Chaetomiaceae. The transcript has 3 exons. The coding region runs from base 1 to 1449 and encodes 482 amino acids. The record is from RefSeq and is a predicted model, not a curated record.
AUGCAUUGGGCUUCAGCACUCGGCCUGAUAACCGCGCUGGUGGCGCAGGCGGCCUUGGCCGCCCCUAACAAGGCCCCUAAGCCGGCUUGCCUCCCUGUCGUUGACCUCGGCUACGAACUUCACCAAGCCCUCAAGCACAACGAGACCACCGACGUGUACAAGUUUUCCAAUAUCCGCUACGCCCAGGCACCCGUUGGCGAUCUCCGAUGGCGUAGCCCAAAGGCGCCCAAGACGGAUCGUAGCGCGCCGAAGAACGGCGAUGGUGUGAGGACCUGUCCGCAGGGUGUUCCAGACUGGCAGUCAAGGGCCUUCAUCCCAACUGGGCGCUAUACCGGCGGCGUGCCGUGGAACCUCACCACCUGGGUGGAGGCCAUCGAUGCGUCCACUCCCUUCGAUCAGGCCAUCUUCAACGGAAACGUCACCGAGGAUUGCCUGUUCCUAGACCUCCAUGUUCCAGGCAAGGUUCUCUCUAAGGCCAUCAAGAACAAGAAGGGCAGCCGUGAUGUGCCCGUGCUGGUUUUUAUCCAUGGCGCUGGCUACACCUUCAGCUCCAAAAUCGGCCAUCCUACGCCCGGCUUCCAACCCGACGGUCUGCUCCGCGCCGCCCACGAAGCCAACGGCAAAGGUAUGAUAUUCAUCUCUCUCAACUACCGCCUCGGCGCCCUUGGCUUUCUCGCCGGGCCUGAAGUCCGCGCCGACGGCAACGAAAACGCCGGCCUCCUCGACCAACGCUUCGCACUUGAAUGGAUCCAAAACAACGUCCACCUUUUCGGCGGCGACCGCGACAAGGUAACCGUCAUGGGCGAGUCCGCCGGCGGCGGGUCCAUCAUGCUCCACAUGUCGGCCUACCAACAUGAAGGCAAGAAAGCCCCCUUCGCCCAAGCCAUCCUCCAGUCCCCCGCCACGCUUCUCUCCGCAGCAGCCCCGCCGUCGGCAUACAACGACUUCCUGUCCCUCCUCAACGUCACCACCCUCGCCGAGGCGCGGCAGCUCCCGUCGUCCGCCCUCGUCCUCGCCAACCAGGAACAAUGCCGCACCGCGGCGGCAAACACAUACAUCCACAUCCCCGUCCAAGAUCCCACCACCGCCCCUCUCGAACCCCUCCAAGCCUUCAACAGGGGCGCCUUCGCCACGUCGCCCAUCAACCUCCUCGCCGCCCACAACUCGCGCGAGGGCGCCUUCUUCUUCGACCCGACAGCCCGCACCGAGGCCGACUUUUUGCGCUGGGUCAAGUCCUCCUUCGCGGGCCUGUCGACGGCGGAGAUCGCCUCGCUCGCCGCGGUGGUCUACCCGCCCGUGUAUGAUGGGUCGCAGGGCUAUGUCGAUCUGCUUUCGCGCAUGAUGCAUGUGUGGGGGGAUGCGCUCUUCGACUGCAACUUUUUGUAUGCGAAUGAGGCGUUUGGUGGGCGGAGCUUUGCUUGUGAGUACCUAAUUCGUACUUUUCCGUGA